UUACCUCUUUUUAAGUGUACGCUAUGCAUAUUGUUUCCGCUGGUAACUAAGAGUUUACAUUCGGACCUCAGGAAUAUCAAAAUCUUUCAAAAUGCCUCGUGAAGAGUGUGCUCAACGGAACUUUUAUGAGCUUUGUUGUUUGUUUUGCUGUCCCCCGUGUCCUACUCACAUCGCUGCUAAAUUGGCCUUCGUUCCACCAGAACCAACUUAUUCACUAAAAGCAGACGAAACUGGUAGCAAUCAUUCCCUGUAUCUCAACAGCCGUGCCGAGUGGCAGUUCACGAAUGAAGAGCUCAAGUUAAUAGAGGUUUUUUAUACCAGGACAUCUAAAAGAAAUCAGAUUGCUUGUAUGUUUGCGAAGUGUUCACCAUUGGCGAAACAUACUAUUUUGUUCAGCCACGGCAAUGCCGUCGAUCUGGGACACAUGAGCAAUUUCUAUGUGGGUCUGGGCUCUCGUAUAAAUUGCAAUAUAUUCAGUUAUGAUUACUCUGGUUAUGGACAGAGCGAGGGGAAGCCUUCGGAAAAGAACUUGUACGCCGAUGUGGAUGCCGCUUGGCAUGCGUUGAGGACACGUUACGGCAUUCGUCCCGAAAAUAUCAUUUUGUAUGGUCAAAGUAUAGGUACAGUGCCGACCAUUGAUUUAGCCUCCAAGUAUGAAGUGGGGGGUGUCAUCCUCCAUUCUCCUCUCACAUCAGGAAUGAGAGUUGCCUUUCCAAACACAAAACGUACCUGGUUUUUUGAUUCAUUUCCUAGCAUAGAAAAAGUGCCGAAAGUGACUUCUCCUGUUCUGGUCAUUCAUGGUACAAAUGACGAAAUAAUAGAUUUCUCACACGGUCAAGCAAUUUACGAGCGAUGUCCUCGUGCCGUGGAACCGUUGUGGGUCGAAGGAGCCGGGCACAACGAUAUCGAACUGUAUGGGCAAUAUGUGGAGAGACUGCGCAAGUUCAUUAAUGAAGAACUUUCUAACUAGUGGCUGUUUGAUAAAAUCAAUACUUAUUUUACUCGGAAAGGCAUAUCACGAUGUAUUUGCGGAGUACAUGCUGCCUAUUAGAACCUAAUAAAAGUAAUAUGUCCUAUAUUGAUUUGUACUUUUUGUUCCUUUUUGCAGUUGUGAAAAGUGAAAUUUUUGAGAUAUAUUUAUUCAGUAUUGUUUCAGUAUUUUUUUAUGUAUGUGUUGAUUUAAAUAUAUUUAAAUAAGUGUAAGUUAAUGUUUAAGUUGUGAGAAAUUUCUAUUUUGUUAUAUUUAUUAUAAUUUAAAAUUCUUUUGGAUUCAAUCUUGAUUUUAUUUCUUGUUUUGUUGUCUCCGUGGAUUCAUGCAAGACGAUUCAUUUCCUACACUGCCUACAGUUUUCUAUAUGAAGUGCAUACUGUCUAAAAAUUACUAAUACAUUACAGUGGCACUUGCUGCAUAUUUAUUCCAUUGGUUGUAAUUGAUAUGAAAAAUUUUAUAUUUGAGCUAGUCUUUUUUUUUUUUUUUUUACACUUUGUGACCAACUAAUGUUGCCGUCUCUUUUCAUGUCUAGUAUUGAAGACAUAAAUAACUGGCCACAUAGUUAUUGGUGCCGAAAACAUGUUCUAAUAUGUGAACAAACCGCAAAGUAAAAAUAUAUAGCCAUAUGUGUACCUGUUUCUUCCUAUGAUCACUGAAAGUGAUUACACUAUUAAUUUCAGGAAAACAGAAUCAUUUUGCUUAAAAUUUUACUCAAUGAAUUUUUAUCAAACAUAUUUUGCGUACUUUAUGUCUGGCACUAUAAUUUGUAUCAAUGCUCUGAACUCAGUUCAUGAGAGAUACAAGUUGAAGUGAUUGAAUUGUUUAAAAGGAAAAUCAUAAAAUUAAUUUAGUAAAAUGCAAAAAAAGACUGCUUUUUUUACAAAAUGAAUUUAUGUUAGAGUUUGGGUACUACUGUGCAAUCUUGUACUGGUGGGGGGGGGGAUGUAAUUACUCAUAUCUAUAAUGUUAUUAAUAGGUUUAGAUACAUUUUUCAAAAGCAUCAAAGUACUUAGAAAUGAAAUCAAUUUUACUGUGAUGGAUAUAUACAAGCUUUAGGAAUAGUUUUUUAGACUUUUCAAUUGAAUAACCUGACACAUUAAAAUUUCUUUUACUAGCUAAUUGGAAACAAAUUUGGAUCUUUUUUUUUUCUUCAAUCAUCUGGCAAUAGAGCUUAUGGUAUGUUUAUAAAAUAUCCUGUUACAUUGCAUUUUUUGGGGGAGGACUGUGAAUCGAUUCUAUGUUAUUCCUCACAUUUUCAGCUGGCACUUAGAAUUGAUACACAUAAUGUUUAUAAAAAAUUUAGUAAUAGUUCGAUAGAGGGGUCUGUGGGUGUCAAUCAACUUUUAUAUUGUUUUUUAAUAGUUGAGUACAACCUUUCUUCUCCUAAAUGGAUUCUUCAUCUCCCUUCCCCCAAAUAAAAUUGUAUACAAAUUUUUUACAUGCUGUUUGUUCAAUACGUUCAUCUCUUGUGUACUUAACUAUUUUUCCCCAAGACUGUUUUAUAAAUUUUAAAUUUAGUUUUAUUUUCUAUUUCAAAUAAAUUUUUUAAUUAUUCUUCCAGCAUUGAUUGAUAUUUUUUUAUAUUUGUUUUUAAAAUAAGAUAUUCUUUAGGACUCCUCUUUUACCAUUUUGAAGAUGUUCGUUUUUUUUUCUUUAAACAUGAUUUUAUUGAUGUAGUAAAAAUCAGUAGAGUUAGACAAAUUAUGUAAAUUAAAAGUAAGAGUUGAUUAUUUAAUGUUUCUAUAUUAACUGUACCUACAUCAACAAAUCAAUCAUGUGGAAUUAACUAUAAUAGGAACCAGCAUUGUUUGUAUUGUUGAUAUUUAUGUGGCUGUAUUGUCAGUUUUUAAUUUUUUUUUCCAUGAAAUGUCCUGAUCAUAGUGUAUGUGUGAAUGAUUUUAGAAACUUGUGAGUACUUUGUAUUCAUAGAAUUGAAAGUGGACCAUAAAAAAGAAAAAAAAAUGUUGGGCUCAAGCUGAAUUGAACUUCAAUAUUUAUAUUUUUUACCUUAAAAAUUCUUUAUAAAGGCAAUAUUUGUAACAUUAAAAUGCGCUUUAGCAAGCGCAUGUAGUGUUGUGAUAAUUUGUAAAAAUUUAUUUAAUAUUUUUUUAUCUGAAAAAUUAGAAUUGGUAUAAAAAUAUUGGAUGUCAAGUUUCUAACGUUCCCUUCAUAAUAAUUGUCGUCAGUUCUCAUUUGAUGAGAGCAUAUCCAUCAUGAAUUGUAAUUGUGAUAUAUGAUUAAGAGUAGAACUUUCAUGU
Uloborus diversus is the source of this 3249-nucleotide messenger RNA. RefSeq names its product alpha/beta hydrolase domain-containing protein 17B-like. Gene Ontology annotation, biological process: protein depalmitoylation. NCBI's taxonomy places the organism in Eukaryota, Metazoa, Arthropoda, Arachnida, Araneae, Uloboridae. The record is from RefSeq and is a predicted model, not a curated record. Gene Ontology annotation, cellular component: endosome membrane; plasma membrane. Gene Ontology annotation, molecular function: palmitoyl-(protein) hydrolase activity.